AUGGAUAUUCUCAAGGUCCUGUCGCGCGGGACGAAAAGAUCCGGCUCGAAAAGCGGACAGUUCGGCGGCAAGGUGCCGGUUUCACUGCCUUCGGCCGGCACCAAGACGAACCCCCAGCUCUUUCAUGAUGAAGUGCGAGGCCAGAAAAGGAAGCGAUUUUCCGAAGAGUCUCGACCAGAGACGAAUGCGGAUGCGGAUGCGGAACUCCCCAUGGUCGACUUCUUCGCGCCCAAGAGCGAGUCUGCUGCGGGGAACAAAACUUCGACGCGCGAGACGGAGCGUGGCAUGAGCCCGGCACCGUCGCCGGCACCGGCCAAGAAGAUGAGCGAGGACGAGUGUCGUCAGCUUCUGCGGUCGCAUCGUCUCAAGAUUACGCUCCUGUCCAAGGCCGAGCGGCAGAAGAAGGUCAAGAAGGCGAAGAAGAAGAAGGCAGCGGUCGAGGCGAAGGAGAAGAAGGAGCAGCUGUUCCCGCAACCGCUCGAGUCGUUCGUCGAGCUUUGCGACACCUUUGGCGUUUCCCGCCGCGUGUCGGAGAAUCUCCUCCAGCAAGGCUACCGGGUCCCUACCGAAGUGCAACUGGGAAGCUUGCCGCUGCUUCUGCGGCCGGACAUGGCCCUCCCAGGCGAGGAGGCUUUCGAAAGUGGCGUCGAUUUCCUCGCCGUCGCGCCGACAGGAAGCGGCAAGACAAUCAGCUUUUUAAUACCUGCCGUCAACGACAUCAUGCGACGCAGAGCCGAGGGCGCCGUUCGAGGAGUGCACGAGCUUGAAGCCGUCAUCGUCGCGCCGACGCGAGAGCUCGCCUAUCAGAUCGCCAACGAAGGACGCAAGCUCGUGCAAGGAACUGGCAUCAGGGUUGUCGGCAUGCGGAAGGGCAUGCGACUUGCCGCUGCUGCGCAGUAUGCGACGUCCGAAGCCGAGGCCAGCCCCAAGGAUGAGGUGGAUGACGAGGACGCAGCAGACGAAAAGUAUGGCGCAGACGAAGACGGAAACGGAAACGGAAACGGAAACGGAGACAAAGAUGAGGACGAGGACGAGGACGAGGACGAGGACGAGGACGAGGACGAGGACGAGGAAGAGGAAGAGGAAGAGGAAGAGGAAGAGGAAGAGGGAGAGGAGGUGGAUGCAAAGGCGCAGAAAGGUGGCAAGGGUGCUGCAAAGAAGCAGAAAACGCUGACAAAGGCCGAUAUUCUGGUUACGACGCCUCUCCUGCUGCUCAACCUCCUCUCGCCAGGACCGAGCGGCACAGCCCAGGUUCUGCCCUCGGUUCGCCGCCUGAUCCUGGACGAGGCCGACGUCCUUCUCGACCCGCUCUUCCGCGAGCAGACGAUGGGCAUCUGGACGGCGUGCACCAACGCCGACAUGACCGUCUCCUGCUGGUCGGCCACGAUGGGCUCCAACAUCGAGUCCAUCGUCGGCGAGGCGAUCCAGUCUCGGGCAGCGACUCUCGCGACGACGCCCAAGCCCUUGGUGAGGCUCGUCGUCGGCUUAAAGGACACGGCGGUGCCGAACGUGGUGCACAAGCUUACCUACACGGCGAGCGAGCAAGGCAAGCUGCUGGCGCUGCGACAGCUGCUUCACCCGACGGCGAGCGACGACGGCGGCCCGCCGCUUCGGCCGCCCUUCCUCGUCUUCACCCAAACCAUCGAGCGGGCCAUGGCACUGCACGAGGAGCUCAAGUACGACAUCCCGCUCGAGGCCGGAGGCUCGGCGCGGAUAGCCGCCCUGCACAGCAGCCUCCCGGACCCGGUCCGCGCCGCCAUCAUGCGCAGGUUCCGAGCCGGCGAGAUCUGGAUCCUCAUCACCACGGACGUGCUCGCGCGCGGCGUCGACUUUGCCGGCGUCAACGGCGUCGUCAACUACGACGUUCCCGGCUCGAGCGCCGUCUACGUGCACCGCGUCGGACGGACGGGUCGAGCCGGUCGCGAGGGUGGCGUCGCCGUCACCUUCUACACCAAGGAAGACAUCCCCUUCGUCAAGACGGUGGCCAACGUCAUCGCCGUCAGCGAGAAGCAGGCGGGCAAGUGCGGCGACGACGCCGGCGUCCAGAAGUGGCUGCUCGACGCCUUGCCCAAGGUGAGCAAGAACGACAGGAAGACGCUGAAGGAGAAGGGGAUCGAGGCUCGGCGGAGCGGGGCCGGGAGCAAGAUCACAUCCCAGAGCGGCUACGAGCGGCGCAAGGAGAACAACAGACGGGCCGCCAUCGAGGGACACAAGAAGAGGCGACCGACGGAGCAUGACGACGACGACGAGGAGUGGGCUGGGCUGGGGGAGUGA
Messenger RNA from Drechmeria coniospora, 2274 nucleotides. Its product is annotated as ATP-dependent RNA helicase ROK1. Lineage: Eukaryota; Fungi; Ascomycota; Sordariomycetes; Hypocreales; Ophiocordycipitaceae. Gene Ontology annotation, molecular function: ATP binding; nucleic acid binding; RNA helicase activity. Gene Ontology annotation, cellular component: 90S preribosome. Gene Ontology annotation, biological process: maturation of SSU-rRNA. The coding region runs from base 1 to 2274 and encodes 757 amino acids. The record is from RefSeq and is a predicted model, not a curated record. The transcript has a single exon.